This is a messenger RNA of Cladocopium goreaui, 678 nucleotides long. NCBI's taxonomy places the organism in Eukaryota, Dinophyceae, Suessiales, Symbiodiniaceae. The record is from the annotation of a GenBank genome assembly.
AUGCGCCUUCGGCUUUAUGAUCUUCUGGGCGUGAAGCCCGAAGCUUCACACGAGGAGAUUCGACGUGCCUACAGGCGCUUAGCCUUGAAGCUGCAUCCCGACAGAGGAGGGGACUCCAAAGCCUUCCAGGAGCUGGCUCAUGCCUAUGAGGUGCUCUCAAAUGAGGAGCGGCGAGCUGCUUACGAUCGAUUUGGAGACGAGGGCCCACUAGACGCUCUGUCGCCCUCACCUCGGAGACAUCCUGCAGAAGACAUUUUCGACAUCCUUGGAUCUCGGGGUGGAGGUGCUUUUGCAGAGUUUGGAUUUGGCCGCUCAAAGCCAACUCAGGUUCAAGUGUCAGUGACCUUGGAGGAGGCAUACUUCGGCACUUCCCGCCGACUUCGGAUCCUCAGGACUGUCUCUUGCAGCAGUUGUCAGGGCCAAGGUGCAUCAGUCCUUUGUACUGCUUGCCAGGGCUCUGGAUUUUCAAUUCAUCGUCGUGCUGGGCCUGGCUUCCUACAGCAGGUACAAGUCACCUGCCCGCAGUGCCGUGGUCGCGGCUUCGUUGGACAGCCAUGUAGCCAGUGUCACGGCAGUGGCACGCGGCAGGACCAAACAUGGGGUAUCAAGUGUAGUUCUGCAAGAGACUGUGGAGUACUUGACAAGUACGUGCAAACCCAAGCUUGUAAAAAGAAAUGA